CCCUCCGCUCUGAGGCCCGCCCGCGGGGCCGGCCGCCUGUCAGAGGGAGGUGGCGAUGGUGCGCCCGGUGGCGGCAGCGGCAGCGGCGGCGACGGCUUCCUUGGUCGGACGGCAGGGAGGAGAAGAUGACUGACCGACCGAUCGGAUGAAUGAAUGAAUGGCGGAGCCGAGCGCGCCAUGAGGAGCCUGCCGAGCCUGGGCGGCCUCGCCCUGUUGUGUUGCGCGGCGGCCGCCGCCGCUUCAGCUGCCUCGGCGGGGAAUGUCACCGGCGGCGGCGGGGCGGAGGGGCAGGUGGUCGUGUCGCCCACCCCGGGGCUGCGGGACCAAGCCAGCCACCCCUUCCCUAAGGCCGCGGCUCCCACGGCGCAGGCCCCGCGGACCGGCCCCCCGCGCAACACUGUCCGCAGAGCAGGGGCUGCGACCCCGCCAGCCGGCUCUCCGGAGACCACCCCUCUCCGCCCCACAGCGCCACCCGCUGCCACCACCUUCCCGGUUCUAGGCCCUUCGCCCGCCACCCCUUCGGAGGAGGGACGCACUCCCGCCACCCAGCCACCACCCUCCGGACCCGCGCCCAGCACCCUUGAGAGCACAGCUGGCCAGGUGCCGACCACCCCCAUAGUCACCACCGCUCAGGCUCCCAGCACUGCUGGGACCCCGACUGCCGAGUCCUGGAACAGCAGCCGCCACAGCAGCAUCCCGCCCACCGCACCUGCCACCGAAGCCCCUGCGCCUCCUCCCCCAGAGUAUAUGUGUAACUGUUCUGAGGUUGGAAGCUUGGAUGUGAAGCACUGCAACCAGACAUCAGGGCAGUGUGAGUGUCGUCCAGGUUAUCAGGGACUUCACUGUGAAACCUGCAAAGAGGGCUUUUACCUGAAUCACACUGUUGGUCUCUGCCUGCCGUGUCACUGCAGUCCACAUGGAUCUCUUAGCAUUCUCUGCAACAGUUCUGGGAAUUGCCAGUGCAGAGCAGGUGUCACUGGCUCCCUGUGUGACCAAUGCGAAGAUGGACAUUAUGGCUUUAAUAAGACAGGCUGCUUGCCCUGCCAGUGCAACAACCGGUCUGAUAGUUGUGAUGUUCUCACAGGUGCUUGUUUGAACUGCCAGGAAAAUAGCAAAGGGGAUCACUGUGAAGAAUGCAAAGAGGGAUUUUUUCAGAGUCCUGAUGCUACUAAAGAAUGCCGCCAGUGCCCUUGUUCAGAAGUGACUUCUACAGGCAAUUGCACCAUAGUUUUACCUUGCAUUACCCUGGGCAGAGUACCAUGUCAACAUCCCACAUCAACUUCCACUCUCAUGUGUAUUUCUUUUAUUGUUUCUCAAAACUGGAUAAUUUUGUCUUUUACAUUUCAUUCUCUGUUUUUAUUUUCAGAAGUUAUUGUUCCAACUCCAGAAGGUUCUACCAUUUUGGUUUUCAAUGCCUCUUUGACCACAUCAGUGCCCACCCCUGUUAUAAAUAGUACAUUUGCCCCCACAACCCUGCAGACUAUCUUUUCAGUAAGUUCUUCUGAAAACAGCACCUCAGCUCUCGCUGAUGUAUCAUGGACCCAGUUUAACAUCAUCAUUUUGACAGUCAUCAUCAUUGUGGUAGUGCUGCUAAUGGGAUUCGUAGGAGCUGUGUAUAUGUACCGGGAGUACCAAAACCGGAAACUCAAUGCUCCCUUUUGGACCAUCGAGCUGAAAGAAGACAAUAUCAGUUUCAGCAGCUAC
Molecule: messenger RNA, 1704 nt
Organism: Microtus ochrogaster (prairie vole)
Lineage: Eukaryota; Metazoa; Chordata; Mammalia; Rodentia; Cricetidae
Gene: Megf9
Product: multiple EGF like domains 9
Exons: 5
Biological process (GO): animal organ morphogenesis; tissue development
Source: RefSeq, a predicted model, not a curated record